Linderina pennispora is the source of this 903-nucleotide messenger RNA. RefSeq lists its product as uncharacterized. The coding region runs from base 362 to 685 and encodes 107 amino acids. NCBI's taxonomy places the organism in Eukaryota, Fungi, Kickxellomycota, Kickxellomycetes, Kickxellales, Kickxellaceae. The transcript has a single exon. The record is from RefSeq and is a predicted model, not a curated record.
CUUACUGUCCCGGCAAACCUAAUUCUCUUUCGUUUUUCAUAUUUUCACUUUCUCCCUCUCGCUCGGCAAUAUCUCAAAGCAAUGUGGGUGACGAGAAACGUACGAUGCGAGGGUGAUAAGGUGUACAAGUAAGGAGACGUAGCUCAUGAAGUGGCAAUAAUCAAGAUGCUUACGGGGAAGCUCCCCAUGCCUAGGGAUUGUUGAAGAAGGGCCAAAGCACUUCUGUAUGGAAAGGGCUGAAGGCUAUCACCCAAAAUCCCAUUGAUGAAACCGAGGAUGAACUGGUUUCGUCUAUAAACAAGAUAGGGACGAUUACAGUGCAGUGAGCCGCAGGACACAUACUACAAAUGAGCGAUAGCUUAUGCCGGGAAGCCCGCAGCAGCGUACAGCACAACGAAGGAAUUCAUCUUGGGCAGGCUUAGUGACACAUGCCGUGAAAAGUUUGGCAGCCGGCUGGAAAAGGAUGGUUGAAAUGCCCUUCACGCUAGCUCACAAUGAUCUAGAGCCCAGAAACAUCCUUAUCAACAAGGGGAAGAUUGUCUGCGUUAUCGACUGGGAGAAUGCAGAGUUUUAUCCUCCAUACUGCGAGUCUUCUCCAGGCUCUCUUGCAGCCAGACACCGCAAAUAUCCGCGCUGUUCCCACAGAAUACGUCGAACAACAGCUCGCUGGAGUACAUUAUCAUGAAGUACUCGUGUAAUGGUAAGGUUGAUAUGGAUGCCAAAAGGACUGAGCGAGAGAUUGAAGACCACAUCGCCAACGCUCAAAUCGAUGAAGCUGGGCACCGAUUGCAGGAUUCACCCAAACUGUUCACGAUGAACGGGUGGCCUUCCAGCAGCUAACCCCGGUAGGGUGCCGGUAGCUCUUUGUUAAUCUCUUAAACAGCGGAGCGUCCUAUGUAAGAC